Messenger RNA from Cornus florida, 1969 nucleotides. RefSeq lists its product as uncharacterized. The transcript has 11 exons. Lineage: Eukaryota; Viridiplantae; Streptophyta; Magnoliopsida; Cornales; Cornaceae. The record is from RefSeq and is a predicted model, not a curated record. Bases 240 to 1823 code for a protein of 527 amino acids. Gene Ontology annotation, cellular component: nucleus. Gene Ontology annotation, biological process: mRNA splicing, via spliceosome. Gene Ontology annotation, molecular function: RNA binding.
GUUGGCCGGAAUGGGAAAUCUGCGAUAAAAUAAUAAUUGGCGUCUUAAGUAUAUAAUCCCAACAAAACAUGUUCUUCAUGUAUGUUCUUUUGCAUGUAUGGUUUUUGAAUUCUGUCUUUAAUUGCAAUUCUAAAACAUCAUAAAACAGGCCAAUUCUAGUCAUAUACUCAUAUAUGAUAUACGUGUGUAAAUAAUACAUUAUAUACACGAUAAGACUUACAAAGAAGAGUCCCUAGCAGAUGACAGAGAACACGGAACCAGAUUUUCAAGAAGUGCAGGAGGACAAUUGCGGCUUCAAAUGGGACGACGAAUCUCAGCUAUACUUCCACGCCAGUAGUGGAUUUUAUCAUGACCCAAGUGCUGGCUGGUACUACAGCAGUAGGGAUGGUCUCUAUUACAAGUUUGAGAAUGGGAAUUAUGUCCUGUUGGAAUCGGAAAAGGGUGAUCAACCUGAGUUGAACCAGUGUGGAGGAACUGAUGAACCCACUACAGCCUGCACGGAGUGUGUUAACAGUGAUCUACAUGAAAAUCCACCUCCUCCAUCAGAAUGGUUAGAAGAUACACUUAUUGAUCUUUAUCUAUCCGGUUAUUCCAAUCAAGCAAUCAAUGCUGCGUGCGAUACAAGGGUGCUUGUGGAAACAGAUGGCAUGGAUAGCUCAAAUUUGUCAGCUGAUGGAAAUGAUGAUUCUUAUGAACUAGAAGAAGGUGAAUGGAUUCCGGAUGACAGUCAUGGUGCAACUGAUUCAAGUGGAAAUGUCUUAGAUGAGGUUGCUUCUUGGGAUGAAGAAAACUGGAGAGCUCAGUAUGGUCAAGUCAUUCAAUCUGGUGAAGAGUCAGUGCCAGAUUUAUCAGCAGUCGAUUUAUGGGAUUGGACAAUAAUUGCGGGGACCAGAAAGGAUGGAAAAGGUCAGGUGGCUAGGCUGGUUGGGAGACUGGUAAAACCGUCCACUAAGCUUCAUCCCUCAAUGCCAUCCCGCGGUGGUGUACUAAAAACUGCUCCAAUACGUGAAGUGCGUCUUGACUUGGUACGAGUUACGUCAGGGCAAAUAUAUAAAUUGAGGAGUCCUAGCGCACGAUACUUGGGUUCCUUGCCAACAUAUGAUUCCUCCAACCCAACAAAAGAUUGGGGCUUCCCAGAACUGUCAAUGGAUAAGCAAAUGAGGACCAUGCCUAAAUCCAGUGGAAAAUGUGAAUCCGAAAUGACAGAGGAAGUUCCUUCCAACAGGGAUUUAUCUUUGCUGCCAGACGGUCUCUCUGCAUCAAGAAAGCAUAAAAGCCAUGGGUAUAGGGAUAGAGCUGCUGAGAGAAGAGCCUUGCAUGGUGGUUAUGGUGUAAGUCCAGGACAGAAGAAAUCAUCAUUUGAUGUGGAUUUUGCCCCGUCUUCUUCUGUUUCUGCUUCUCCAGAGGAGGCUGCAGUGGUGUCCUUGAACAUGUCAUUUGGAGCUGGUAGCUAUGCCAGAAAAAUUCCAGAAAGCAAGGGCUGGAAGGAGCAUAAAAGCCAUGGGUAUAGGGAUAGAGCUUCUGAGAGAAGAGCCUUGCAUGGUGGUUAUGGUGUGAGCCCAGGACAGAAGAAGUCAUCAUUUGAUGUGGAUUUUGCCCCGACUUAUUCUGUUUCUGCUUCUCCAGAGGAGGCUGCAGCAGAGUCCUUGAACAUGUCAUUUGGAGCUGGUAGCUAUGCCAGAAAAAUUCUAGAAAACAUGGGCUGGAAGGAGGGAGAGGCUCUUGGCAAUAGCACAAAGGGUUUGACGGAGCCAUUACAAGCGGUUGGAAACAAAGGAAAUGCAGGGUUAGGGUGGGAUCAAAGCAGAAGAAAGUACAAUUGAGUUCAUGAGUUUGUCUUUCUGUUAAUUUUAAAUGAAAAUAGGUCGUCUUUUUGGUUCCCAAGGUAGAUCUCUUAUGUUUUAGCGUGUCCAGUUUGGGUGUGUUCCAAGUUUAUUUCUGAGCAUAUAAAAUAUGUUUUUCUUCUUUU